Messenger RNA from Otolemur garnettii (small-eared galago), 3700 nucleotides. RefSeq names its product KH and NYN domain containing (gene KHNYN). The transcript has 8 exons. The record is from RefSeq and is a predicted model, not a curated record. NCBI's taxonomy places the organism in Eukaryota, Metazoa, Chordata, Mammalia, Primates, Galagidae. Gene Ontology annotation, cellular component: nucleus; cytoplasmic ribonucleoprotein granule. Gene Ontology annotation, molecular function: RNA endonuclease activity; mRNA binding. Bases 705 to 2720 code for a protein of 671 amino acids.
GCCCCGUGCAGGCCCAGCCCCGGGAGGAGCCCGUUGACUCCGCCCCAGGCCAGGAAGUGACUCAAAAAAACACUUUGAGAUGUGGAGAAGAGAGGUCCCCGUUGGGUGAGAAACCCGGGAAAGCCCGCCCAAAUUCGGGCACCCUUGCCCUUGUCCCCUGGGGAGGAGGCGCGGGUGAAGCUGGGGGCUCAGCAGGUACCGAGAAGAGCCGGCGCGACCUGGCGACCCUUGGCCGGAGGUGACUGUGCUGGCGGAAGGCGCUCCCCUCCCCCACGCCUGGGAGUUGGGGACAGGGGGCGGCGUUGGGAGCGGCUGGGCCAGGGUCGGCUGUGGGCAGUCCUGGGCCCUGGGUGUGGCUCGUGGAGGGACCGAGGGGGACUGCAGACGGCUGGGGGAGGGGUGGGAGUGGCUAGAACCUUGAAAAUGGCAGACAAGGGGCCCCAGAGGACCUCUCAAUGUAAGACCCUGGCGAGAACUUAUCUUUAAGAGGCCGUCUUGGAUUCGGAGGUUGGAAAAUCCGUAGGAGACGGACACUUUCGUCACCUGUCCACUCCCUCUGGCCUCCAGACCGAGGUGGAACACCCUCCACCCUCUUCCUGCUUACGGCUGUGGUCAUUUUUCCGAAGGCCAGACUCCCAUCCCAGAUAGACAGCCUUGUUUACUCAUGACUUCCUCUCGGGAGAGAAGGGCUGGGGGAAGCAACCAUGCCUAGCUGGGAGGCUGGCUGCCUGUCCCCAGACCGCUUUGCGGUGUCCGCUGAGGCUGAGCAGAAGGUGCAGCAGCAUCAACUGCAUGUGGAGCGCAUCUUCCGCGUGAGCAUGACCGUCCUCCCGAAGGACUGUCCGCAGAACCCUCACAUUUGGCUGCAGCUGGAGGGCCCCAAAGAAAAUGCCAGCAGAGCCAAGGAGUACCUGAAGGGUCUUUGUAGCCCAGAGCUGCAGGAUGAAAUCCACUACCCUCCCAAGCUGCAUUGUGUCUUCCUGGGAGCCCGGGGCUUCUUUCUUGACUGUCUGGCCUGGAGCACGUCAGCCCACCUGGUGCCAGGAGCGCCUGGCUCAUUGAUGAUCAGUGGCCUUGCUGAGGCCUUUGUCAUGGCUCAGAGCCGGGUGGAGGAGCUUGUGGAGAGGCUGAGCUGGGAUUUUCAGUUGGGGCCGUCCCUGGGAGCCUCUCAGUCUGCUGGGGUACUGAGAGACUUUUCUGCCUUACUGCAGUCCUGGGAAGAUGCCCACAGAGAGGCCCUGCUGCAGCUGCCCCUGGCUGUCCAGGAGGAGUUGUUGAGUCUGGUGCAGGAGGUAUCCAGGGAGCAGGGUCCGCAAGCACUUCCCUGGGAUGGGAGGAACCCAGGCAUGCUGGGUGCUCAGUGCCAGGAAGUCAGAACUUACCCGAGUGCAGGCAGGGAGUCCUUGGACACUGGGUCUAUGGGGCAGGGAGAUUCAAGGGUAGUGAAGGGAGACAGUUAUGCUGUGAAGAAGGAGGAAGGGAAACAGAGCAGGCCCAGGGAGAUGGAUUUGGGGUGGAAGGAUCUGCCUAGGGAAGAGGACUGGGAGAAAGACGUGGCUUUCAGGCCGCAGUUAGUGGGUGAAGGGGCAAGGGAGCUAGAGCCCCUGAAAGGGAAGGCCCUGGGGAAGGAGAGGGUGCCCCAGGAAAGAGGAGGUGUCUGUGUCCAGGGUCUUCCUCCUGGCGCUCAUGGCCCCUAUCAGAGGGCAGCUCAACCCCGGGGAGCCUCUCUCCUCCAGCGGCUGCACAAUGGGCAAGCCUCACCUCCAAGAGUGCCUAGCCCUCCACCUGCACCAGAACCCCCAUGGCACUGUGGAGACAGGGCAGACAGGGCAGACAGGGCAGACAAGCAGCAGGCUGGGGCUCGAGGUCGGGGGUCUCCAUGGAAACGAGGCACCCGGGGCAGCAACUUAGUGACUGGCACACAGCGUUUCCAGGAGGCACUACAGGAUCCUUUCACCCUUUGCCUUGCCAACGUGCCUGGCCAGCCAGACCUCCGUCAUAUUGUCAUUGAUGGCAGCAACGUAGCCAUGGUGCAUGGCCUCCAGCAUUACUUCUCCAGCCGGGGCAUUGCCAUUGCUGUGCAGUACUUCUGGGACCGUGGCCACCGUGACAUAACUGUCUUUGUGCCUCAGUGGCGCUUCAGUAAGGAUUCCAAGGUCAGAGAGAGUCACUUCCUACAAAAGCUAUACUCCCUCAGCCUGCUUUCCCUCACCCCCUCGCGAGUCAUGGAUGGCAAGAGGAUUUCCUCUUAUGAUGACAGGUUCAUGGUGAAGCUGGCUGAAGAGACCGAUGGGAUCAUUGUCUCCAAUGACCAGUUUCGGGACCUGGCAGAGGAGUCCGAGAAGUGGAUGGCAAUCAUCAGAGAGCGCCUGCUGCCCUUUACAUUUGUGGGAAACCUCUUCAUGGUCCCUGAUGACCCGUUGGGGCGACAUGGCCCCACUCUGGAUGAGUUCCUAAAGAAGCCAGCAAGGACACAGGAGAUUUCUAAGGCUCAGAAAACUUCCAAGGGCUUUGCAGAACAUGCUAAACAGCAGCAGGGGAGAGAAGAGGAAAAAGGCAGUGGUGGCAUUCGGAAGACCCGGGAGACAGAGCGGCUCCGUCGCCAACUGCUGGAGGUGUUUUGGGGUCAGGAUCACAAAGUAGACUUCAUCCUGCAGCGGGAGCCAUACUGCCGGGACAUUAACCAACUGUCUGAGGCCCUGCUCAGUCUCAACUUCUGAGCUUCACCUGCCUCCUGGCUGGAGCCCUAUCAACUCCAGCCUCUCCCAGCUCAGCCCCUGCUGUGAGGGUCUCUCUGCUGCUCAGACUCUGACCCAGACUCACUCUGAGUUGGUACUUUGGGUAAGGAAGCACCAAGGAAGAGCAUUUAAGUGUGAAGAAUGCUUUUUCCUGGGGCACUUUGAGUACAGGUCCAUAAAGUGACCUGACAUCAAGUCAGGACCUCAGCCAGCUCUCCAGGGGUUCUGCUCAGUCUUAACUUCUCAACUUUGCCUUAGUAUGGGUUUCUGUAGGGACUGGGGGUGCUGAAAAGGGUAAGUCUGGGAUCUGGGGCUGAAUUGGGGAAGAGGCUAGGGUGGGUGAGAGGUGGUAGGAAGCUAAGCCUUUCCUCCUCCUGAUGCUUCUCUGGAUGAUCAGAAAACAGGAUGCUUUCCAGGGCUGGCCGGGCUCCUGGGAGAGAGGAGGGAAUGCUGAGCCCUGGUAGGGCUACAGUGUCAUGUGGCCUGGGUGGCAGGAGGGUAGCAGUGAGCUGGUAAAGAAGGCAGAGAGAGACUUGGCUUUUGGUCUUAGCUGCGCUUGUCUGUGACCCUGAUUGAGCUGCUUGGCCUUUACUUCUGUCUACAAAUCAGGGGUAAAAAUUCCUUUUGGGAGGAGAAAUGAGAACAUGGAGGAAAGCUCCUUGGAGAAAAGGUACUUGGACCACGUCUUAGGUGGUUGCCUGUGGCCAUACAGGCUCCCUAACCCAAACCUCAGAGAUGUGGGUCCUCUGUCUCCAGGGCCCACAACCUAGAUUUUUAGCACUGUGUCCUCAGUAUAACAUGCCCUAUAAUGGCUGCAUCCUUUUUGAGUAACCUCUCAAUCUACAUUUAGAAAAUAAAUUAGGGGUAAUUGCUUUACCAAAAUACUCUCAGGGUUCCUGUAAAUGGCAGCUCUUCCUUUGCAUUCAAGGGUGUUUACAGACUAAUAAAUGUAUCACAAAGUC